Messenger RNA from Urocitellus parryii (Arctic ground squirrel), 429 nucleotides. RefSeq names its product DNA-directed RNA polymerase II subunit RPB4-like. Gene Ontology annotation, molecular function: nucleotide binding. Gene Ontology annotation, cellular component: RNA polymerase complex. The record is from RefSeq and is a predicted model, not a curated record. Lineage: Eukaryota; Metazoa; Chordata; Mammalia; Rodentia; Sciuridae. Gene Ontology annotation, biological process: DNA-templated transcription initiation.
AUGGCUUCCGGGGGCAGGGAUCCGWGGUCCGGUGACGUGGAAGAGGAUGCCUCACAGCUUGUCUUUCCCAAAGAGUUUGAAACAGCGGAGACUCUUCUAAAUUCAGAAGUUCAUAUGCUUCUGGAGCAUCGAAAGCAACAAAGUGAGAGUGCAGAGGAUGAGCAGGAAUUCUCAGACGUCUACAUGAAAACUUUAAAGUACACUUCCCGGUUCAGUCAUUUCAAAAACAAAGAGACCAUUACAAGUGUCCGCAGCUUGCUGCGCCAGAAAAAGCUCCACAAGUUUGARUUGGCCUGUUUGGCCAACCUUUGCCCAGAGACUGCRGAGGAGUCCAAGACUCUGAUUCCAAGCCUKCGGGCGCGAUUUGAAGAUGAGGAACUGCAGCAGAUUCUUGAUUCUAUCCAGACAAAGCUCAGUUUUCAGUAUUAA